Messenger RNA from Trematomus bernacchii (emerald rockcod), 1425 nucleotides. RefSeq names its product tripartite motif-containing protein 16-like. The record is from RefSeq and is a predicted model, not a curated record. The coding region runs from base 1 to 1410 and encodes 469 amino acids. Lineage: Eukaryota; Metazoa; Chordata; Actinopteri; Perciformes; Nototheniidae. Gene Ontology annotation, molecular function: zinc ion binding. The transcript has a single exon.
AUGGCGCAGAAAGGAGUUCAGCUGGACCGGGAAACCUUCUCUUGUUCGUUGUGUCUGGAUCUACUGAAGGAUCCGGUGACGACUUCCUGUGGACACAGCUACUGCAUGAACUGUAUUAAAAGCCACUGGGAUGGAGAGGAUGAGAAUCGAAUCCACAGCUGCCCUCAGUGUAGGCAGAGCUUCACACCGAGGCCUGUCCUGGUGAAAAACACCAUGCUAGCAGAGUUAGUGGAGGAGCUGAAGAAGACUGGACUCCAAGCUGCUGCUGCUGAUCACUGCUAUGCUGGAGCUGAAGAUGUGGGAUGUGAUGUCUGCACUGGGAGAAAACGGAAAGCCUUGGAGUCCUGUCUGCAGUGUGUGGCCUCAUACUGUGAGAAACACCUCCAGCCUCAUUAUGAAUCUCCUGUCUUUAAGAAACACAAGCUGGUGGAGCCCUCCAAGAAGCUCCAGGAGAGCAUGUGCUCUCGUCAUGAGGAGGUGAAGAAGAUGUUCUGUCGCACUGAUCAGCAGUGUAUCUGUUAUCUCUGCUCUAUGGAUGACCAUAAGGGCCACGACACAGUUUUGGCUGCAGCAGAGAGGACUGAGAGGCAGAGAGACCUGGAGGGGAGUCAACUAAACAUCCAGCAGGGAAUCCAGGACAGAGAGAAGGAGGUGAAGCAGCUUCAGCAGGAGGUGGAGGCCAUCAAUGGCUCUGCUGAUAAAGCAGUGGAUGAGAGUCAGAAGAUGUUCACUGAGCUGAUCCGUCUCAUAGAGAGCUCUAUGAAGCAGCAGGUCAGAUCCCAGCAGAAGAGUGAAGUGAGUCGAGUCAAAGAUCUUCAGGAGAAGCUGGAGCAGGAGAUCAGGGAGCUGAAGAGGAGAGACGCUGAGCUGAAUAAGCUCUCUCACACAGAGGAUCACACCCACUUUCUGCUCAACUACCCCUCUCUGUUACCGCUCAGUGUUUCCAAACACUCAUCCAGCAUCAACAUCCGUCCUCUGCGCUACUUUGAGGACGUGACUGCGGCUGCGUCAGAAGUCAGAGAUAAACUACAGGACGUCCUGAAGAAGACGUGGACAAACAUCUCACUGAUGGUGAGUGAAGUGGAAGAUUUACUGCCUCCACCAGAGCCAAAGACCAGAUCUGAAUUCUUAAAAUAUUCACGUGACAUCACUCUGGAUCCAAACACUGCAAACACAAAGCUGCUAUUAACUGAGGAGAGCAGAAAAGCAACAUUCACGAGUCAAGGUCUGAUAUAUUCAAGUCACCCAGACAGAUUCACUGAAUGGCCUCAGGUCCUGAGUAAAGAAAGUCUGACUGGACGUUGUUACUGGGAAGUGGAGUUGAGAGGGGAGGGAGUUUGUGUAGCAGUUGCAUACAAGAACAUCCUCAGAGCAGGGGGUUGGGAGGAAUGUUUAGUUUGGAUUCAAUGAUAAAUCUUGGCUGUU